Erigeron canadensis is the source of this 1035-nucleotide messenger RNA. Its product is annotated as F-box/FBD/LRR-repeat protein At1g13570-like. The record is from RefSeq and is a predicted model, not a curated record. Lineage: Eukaryota; Viridiplantae; Streptophyta; Magnoliopsida; Asterales; Asteraceae.
AUGGAAUUGGUCCAUGGGAGAAGCGGUAAAGCAUCCAAAUCUGUACCAAUUGAGGAUGUCAUUGGCAGCAUGCCAGAAAAUGUGAUUACAAAUAUCAUGGAUCGUUUGCCAUUACGAGCUGUAAGGACUAGUAUCUUGAGGUUUAAGUGGACUUUACUCAGUCAACUUGUAUUUGAUUAUGAUUUCUUCAAGUUUUUAAAAGGAUCAGGAGACGACAUAAUGCAUUUUGACGGGAAGAAUAUAAGUAGACUUCUGCUGCUCCCUCCGACGGGGGGAGUACAUCUUAAAGGUGCUAUAACAAACUUUAUCCUCAAUAUACCAGAUUGCAUUGAAUUGGACGAGGAAGAUGUCAAUCACUGGAUUCUAUUUCUAGGUAGAAUAGGUAUCAAGAAGUUCACUCUCCGACAUUAUUACGACGAACUUCAGUUGUCUGCCCAUAUUUUCUCUUGUCUAGCAUUGAAACAUUUGGAGCUUCAUUGUUGUUUUUUCGGACCUUUGCCUUGUUUUCAUGGUUUUCCAAACCUAUUGAGCUUAAACUUGUAUAAGGUUAGUGUUGGAACCACAUGUGAAGUGAAAUUGGUUGAGAUUAUCAAACUUGGAAAUCUCAGAGAGUUAAAUCUGUCAUUGUGUUUGCUUGAAAAUAUGACAUUGACCAGACCUUCUUAUAUCUUCCACCAAAUAUCUCUCCUUCCAAAACUUCAGUACUUUUUUCUGAAUUUUCAGAAUUGCAAGUUCUUGGCAGAAGCUGGCUGCAUACAAGAAUAUUUGCCCUCGCCUCUCAUUUGUUCCUUAGACUGCGACUACAGCACAAUUGGGAAGUUGCAGCUUCAAAGUGUGGAGUUAGAAUCUAUUAAAGGUUUAAAUAAUGAGGUAUGUUUGAUAAAGUCUAUACUUGCAUGUUCUCCCUUGCUUAAGAGGAUCGUUAUUACUCCCAAUAAAUCCUUGAUGAAUGAUGGCAAUGAGAAGUUUAAGUUGGCUAGCAAGCUGUUGAAGUUCCAUCGAGCUUCUGUCAUAGCCAAAAUUGUCUUCGAGUAA